This is a messenger RNA of Choloepus didactylus (southern two-toed sloth), 4669 nucleotides long. RefSeq names its product histone deacetylase 7 (gene HDAC7). Gene Ontology annotation, cellular component: histone deacetylase complex. Lineage: Eukaryota; Metazoa; Chordata; Mammalia; Pilosa; Megalonychidae. The transcript is spliced from 25 exons. Gene Ontology annotation, molecular function: histone deacetylase activity. Gene Ontology annotation, biological process: chromatin organization; negative regulation of transcription by RNA polymerase II. The coding region runs from base 396 to 3665 and encodes 1089 amino acids. The record is from RefSeq and is a predicted model, not a curated record.
GCACCAGGGUGUUUGAGGGUGGUUGUGGGAGUCUUCCCUUGCCUGGAGUCGACCUCCUCCAGCCAUGCCUGCCUGCAGGGAGUUCUGCUUUCUCCAUUUCUGGAAGGAGAACUGCGGCUGCCCCUGAAGCAUGGACCCAUAAGAGUAGCAGAUUGUCCUUCAGAAAAGAACCUUUCUGCCCCAUGUCUGGCCUGAUGAGGGUCACGGCAUGCCCUAAUACCCCCUCCAGGUUGCCUCUGAGUCUCCCCUUGGUCCUGAGCUGGAGAGGCAGAAGGGGAAGAGUGUCUGUCUUGAACAAGUGGCCUCAAAAAUCACCUCUGUCUUCUCCCACGUCAGCCAGCCUCUGGACUCCCCGUCGCCUCUGCUGCUGAGCAGCUCUGGGCUCUGCCUCGGGGAUGGGAGGGCCAGGGCUGGGCUCAGGAGCCUGGGAGAGGAACGAUUUGUAUUUCAGGCCAGCCAAGAAAGGGGCUGAGGGGUCUCUUCGCUGGGAGAAUGGAGGCAGGAGGGCACGCACUGGAUGGGGCAGUAGAAGGAAAGGGUUCCCCACUAUGGGAGCCUCAGCUUGCACCCCAGACCCUGCCCUUUUACAGCUCCGAUUCCCCUUCCAGUCUAGGACCCAGUCCCACUACUGCGGACCCUCUUCCAGUCCCACCUGCUCCCUUCUCCCACCUGCAAAGACCCUGACUGAGACCAGCUCCCGCUUCCCCAGAUGGGACCCAGGCUGCUGCCCCCCACCCCGUGCAGUCACGCCAGGCCCUCAGCCCCAGCCCAUGGAUCUGCGGGUGGGCCAGCGGCCCCCAGUGGAGCCCCCCCCGGAGCCCACUCUGCUGGCCCUACAGCACUCCCAGCGCCUGCACCACCACCUCUUCCUGGCAGGCCUACAGCAGCAGCAGCGCUCAGUGGAGCCCAUGCGGAUCUCAAUGGAUACACCGAUGCCUGAGUUGCAGGUGGGGCAGCAGGAGCAAGAGCUACGACAGCUUCUCAAUAAGGACAAGAGCAAGCGAAGCGCCGUAGCCAGCAGUGUGGUAAAGCAGAAGCUGGCAGAGGUGAUACUGAAGAAACAGCAGGCUGCCUUAGAGAGGACAGUCCACCCCAACAGCACCAACGUUCCAUACAGAACUCUAGAGCCUUUGGAGACGGAAGGGGCCGCCUGCUCCAUGCUCGGCAGCUUUCUGCCUCCUGUUCCCAGCCUACCCAGUGACCCCCCGGAACACUUCCCCCUGCGUAAGACAGUCUCGGAGCCCAACCUGAAGCUGCGCUACAAACCCAAGAAGUCCCUGGAGCGGAGGAAGAACCCCCUGCUGCGGAAGGAGAGUGCCCCCCCUAGUCUCCGGCGGCGGCCUGCGGAGCCGCUCGGGGACUCCUCCCCCAGUAGCAGCAGCACGCCCGCAUCAGGCUGCAGCUCCCCCAAUGACAGUGAGCACGGCCCCAACCCCGUCCUAGGCUCCGAGGCGCUCUUGGGCCAGCGGCUCCGGCUGCAGGAGACCUCUCUGGCUCCGAUCGCCUUGCCGACAGUGUCCUUGCUGCCCGCAAUCACGCUGGGGCUGCCUGCCCCGGCCAGGGCCGAUGGUGACCGCAGGACCCAUCCGACACUGGGCCCUCGGGGGCCGGUCCUGGGGACACCCCAUGGUCCCCUCUUCCUGCCCCCUGGUCUGGAGCCCGAGGCUGGGGGCCCCUUGCCCUCUCGCCUGCAGCCCAUUCUCCUCCUGGAUCCCUCAGUCUCCCACACCCCCCUGGUGACUGUGCCCGGGCUUGGGCCCCUGCCUUUCCACCUUGCCCAGUCCCUCCUGACCACUGAGCGGCUCUCUGGGUCAGGCCUCCACUGGCCACUGAGCCGGACCUGCUCGGAGCCCCUGCCCCCCAGCACCACCACCCCCACCCCGCCGGGCCCCCUGCAGCCCCGUCCGGAGCGGCUCAAACCUCAUGUCCAGCUGAUCAAGAGGCCAGCCAAGCCGAGCGAGAAGCCCCGGCUGCGGCAGAUACCCUCGGCUGAGGACCUAGAGACGGAUGGCGGGGGAGUGGGGCAGGUGGUGGACGACGGCCUCGAGCACAGGGAGCUGAGCCAUGGGCAGUCUGAGGCCAGAGGCCCUAUUGCCCUCCAGCAGCACCAGCAGGUGCUUUUCUGGGAGCAGCAGCAGCAGCGACUGGUGGGGCGGCUCCCCCGCGGAGGCACUGGAGACCCACUGCUGCUCCCCCUGGCCCAGGGCGGACACCGGCCCCUGUCCAGGACUCAGUCUUCCCCAGCCGCGUCUGCAUCGCUGCCUACCCCAGAGCCCGCUAGCCAGGCCAGCUCAGAGAGCCCUGCCCGCACCCUGCCUUUCACCACGGGGCUGGUCUAUGACUCGGUGAUGCUGAAACACCAGUGCUCCUGCGGAGACAACAGCAGGCACCCAGAGCAUGCUGGCCGCAUCCAGAGCAUCUGGUCCCGGCUACAGGAACGGGGGCUUCGGAGCCAGUGUGAGUGUCUCCGGGGCCGGAAGGCCUCCCUGGAAGAGCUGCAGUCGGUGCACUCUGAGCGGCACGCGCUCCUCUACGGCACCAACCCGCUCAGCCGCCUCAAAUUGGACAAUGGGAAGCUGGCAGGGCUCCUGGCACAGCGGAUGUUUGUGAUGCUGCCCUGUGGCGGGGUUGGGGUGGACACUGACACCAUCUGGAACGAGCUGCAUUCCUCCAACGCGGCCCGCUGGGCUGUUGGCAGUGUCACGGACCUCGCCUUCAAAGUGGCUUCCCAUGAGCUCAAGAAUGGUUUUGCUGUAGUGCGGCCCCCGGGACACCAUGCAGACCAUUCAACAGCCAUGGGCUUCUGCUUCUUCAACUCCGUGGCCAUCGCCUGCCGGCAGCUGCAACAACAGGGCAAGGCCAGCAAGAUCCUCAUUGUAGACUGGGACGUUCACCAUGGCAAUGGCACCCAGCAAACCUUCUACCAGGACCCCAGUGUGCUCUACAUCUCUCUUCAUCGCCAUGACGACGGCAACUUCUUUCCAGGCAGUGGAGCUGUGGAUGAGGUGGGGGCUGGCAGUGGUGAGGGUUUCAAUGUCAAUGUGGCCUGGGCUGGAGGUCUGGAACCCCCCAUGGGGGACCCUGAGUACUUGGCCGCCUUCAGGAUGGUCGUGAUGCCCAUCGCCCGAGAGUUCUCUCCAGACCUGGUCCUGGUGUCGGCCGGAUUUGAUGCUGCCGAGGGUCACCUGCCCCCACUGGGUGGCUACCACGUUUCUGCCAAGUGUUUUGGGUACCUGACGCAGCAGCUGAUGAGCUUGGCGGAAGGCGCGCUGGUGCUGGCCUUGGAGGGUGGCCAUGACCUCACAGCCAUCUGUGAUGCCUCCGAGGCCUGUGUGGCUGCUCUCCUGGGCAACAAGGUGGAUCCCCUCUCAGAAGAAGGCUGGAAACAGAAACCCAACCUCAACGCCAUCCGCUCCCUGGAAGCUGUGAUCCGAGUGCACAGUAAAUACUGGGGCUGCAUGCAGCGCCUGUCCUCCUGUCCCGACUCCUGGGUGCCCAGGGUGCCAGGGGCCGACCCCGAAGAAGUGGAGGCAGUGACCGCGCUGGCAUCGCUCUCCGUGGGCAUCCUGACUGAAGAGAGGUCACUCCCCCCAGGCCCCACCCUGGUGCCUCCCCCCAGGCCCUCAGAGCAGCUGGUGGAGGAGGAAGAACCUAUGACUCUCUGAGGCCCCGGAACGGAUCUGCCCACCCACUCCUGCCCCUCACACCUGGUUCUCUUCUAAUCUCUGGCUGUGAUACCCAUUCCUGGGGUCUUCGGAGAUCCCGUGGGCAGGGAGUCAGGGCCGGAGAGCAGCCUGCCUUGGCAGUCACCCCAGGGAGCCCGCGAAGGGCCCUGGGUCUCGGGUGGGGACCAGAGAGGACCUGAGAGGAGGCAAGCUGGACAGACGGCUGGGCCCCAGCAGGGCUCUCCAACAACAGCUCUGCCCCUCUGGGGUCUGGACGCCUGGCUGUGGCCCCCACUCCUCAGGACUUAGGCCCACCCUUAACCAAACCCUGGACUUGGCACACAGCCCCAGGUCCCACACAGAAAUGUGAACUUGGCCUCAGCCAGGGCAGCCCUUCCUGGGCUGUGAGGGCUAGAGGGGGUGAGGGACAGCAGCCAAGGGGUCCCCAUCCCUGCGUGCAGGGUGAGUCCCUCCUCUCAGCUGCUUCCUCAGAUGACUCUGGAAGCUUCCACCCUCCACCUCUGGGCACUGAGGCGAAACCCUCUGGGAGCAAUCCCUGCUGGCAGCCCGCCCAGACCAUCUCGGUGCCCGGUGGAGUGGACGGGCGCUCCUGGAGUUCUGUGCUUCUGAAUCCAAUGGUGCGAAGCCCUUCAUCUCCCCUCAGAAGUACAGCAAACCCCCAGGGGUCCCUCGGUCACUGCCCAACCCACCACAAGUCUUCUCUGUUUCCGGGGUCUCCCCCACCCCUACUUAGGACUAGCUUGGCUGAGGGGGAAGAGGGUGGGAGAAUGGACACAAGACACGGGGGGAGGGGAGGCAGCCCUGGCAAAGCCUUCCAGGCUUCUGGGGUCCAGGCCUGGGGCCAAGAAGGAAAGUAUUUGUGCGUGUGUGUGUGUGUGUGUGCGCGCGCGCGCGUGUGUUCCCCAGAACCCACCAUACCCUGUGCAUAUGUGCUUGUUUUUUUUGUAAAAAAAAAAAAAAGAAAAGGAAAAAAAAUCGGAACA